UUCUAUUUAAAAAGUCCUACGGGCUAGCGAAAGUCAGAUUGGAAAGGGACAUUCAGCCAUGUUCUUCCUCGCAGCUUCUUUUCUUGUACUCGGGAUCUCUGCAUCCUCAGGAUCUCCUUGCAUCUACCCCGGCUCUGACUGCUGUUGGCAGCCAUCUUGCGGGCCAAUCUGUCAACCACUCUGUCAGCCAGCUUGCGGGCCAAUCUGUCAGCCCUCUUGUCAGGUAGAAACCUGCGUCAGGCCCAUCGUCUCUGAGUCCGUCAGCUGCCAGCCUGUCGUCAACAAGAGGGUCAGCUGCAGGGAGGAGUGCCACGUUCGCCACGUUCCUGUCGUCCAGAACCACGUUUCUUGCCAGGAAGAAUGCUGCACCCGCCACGUUCCCGUUGUACAGAAAUACUGCAGGCCCGUCGUCGAAUGCAGGACCCGCCAUAUCCCCAUCUGCAAGCAGCGUUGCCGCACUGUAGUCGAACCCUACACUGAACACGUCCCAAUCACCGAAAAAUGCAUCCGUUGUGUCGAAGAAACUUGCACCAAGCAUGUCCCAAUCACUGAACGUCGCUGCCGCCCAGUCUGCCACCAAUCUGUCCAUCAUGUCCCAGUCACCGAGCGCAGGUGCAGGCCCGUCGUAGAAACUCAAGUUUCCUGCGUCCCAGUCAGGCACCAGCAAGUACACAACGUUGUUGAGCAGAGGCUUGUCCCAGGCUGCUCCUGCGGUUGCUCUUCCCCACUUCCAUGCUCCUGCGGUUGCUCUGCCCCACUCCCAUGCUCCUGCGGCUGCUCUGCCCCACUCCCAUGCUCCUGCGGAUGUUCUGCCCCAAUCUCAUGCUGUGACCCAUGCCCAUCCCCAUGCCUUCCAGCCUGCAACCCAUGCCCAUCCCCAUGCCUUCCAGUCUGUGACCCAUGCCCAUCUCCAUGCUCCAUCCCAUGCCAUGCUCCAUCAUGCGGUUGCUGGUGAAAACUUAACUUCUAGUCUGUAGACUUGUUAUUGUUGGAUUUUUUACUUAUAUAAUAUUUAAAUAAAAUCUGUUAACUCUUUAAAACAUGUCUUAUUAUUCAUAUCUAAUUCUUUAAUCGCAUUAUGUAAAUUAUUAAUGUUUCAACCAUUGUACCUUAUAGGUUCCUACGUAGUCACAAGUAAUCACUCAUGAAGGACCAGUUCAAAUGCAG
Nezara viridula (southern green stink bug) is the source of this 1167-nucleotide messenger RNA. The record is from the annotation of a GenBank genome assembly. Lineage: Eukaryota; Metazoa; Arthropoda; Insecta; Hemiptera; Pentatomidae.